AACAGAGCGGUCAACUAUCAGUAACAGUUGGACUACUUUGCUGUGGGAAUUCCUGCCUGAGGUCGGAAUACUUUUGUUUGACUUUGUUUGUGGGGACAAGCUCAAAUAAAUGUCGGUUCUGACCCAGUCCUGAGUCCUGGAUCUUGCGCUUUUACCUGUGGAGCAAAUGUGUCAACUGACAACCAACGGUUUCCGCUCGUGCCGUGUUGUGAUGGCUAGCCGUCGUCGCUAGCAGGCUAGCUAGCUGUAUGGCACUGCUGCAAAGAAGGCGAUAAUUAGCUUGCAAGCGGGCUACGCUCGCUCGGCUGCUAGUUAAUUGUAGACAGUUUGCCAUCUCUUAACACAGCUGAUAAGGCCACUUAACGGAUAAUGUGUUGGAUAUCACAUUAAGGAAGAUCACCAGAUGGACAUAUUACAUUAAUACCAAGUGGAUUACUCAUCAUGCCUUUCACAAUUAUGGAGUACAUUUCUUCAUAACAUCAUGCGCGCCGUUAAAUCACAUCUCGAUCACUGCUGCAGACACUCGGUGUCCCUACAUUUAGAUUUAUCAGGCAGUUUUUAAUGAUCAGCAGCGGAGACUGGAUGUUCAGUCUUAUCGUUUUUCACAGUGCUUCCGGUAAAACAUUAAUUAUGUGUCUACACGGGUUGGAUAUGCUCAGAUUCCUAUAAACAUUAGCGUGAAUUCGUGCGAAGGAAGCCCAAAGAAGGAAGUCCAGGACGGGAUAGGUGCACAGAAACUACCCGCUCCCAAAGAAACAUGGCCUCGGUUUGGAAGAGACUGCAACGUGUGGGGAAGCAUGCAUCCAAAUUCCAGUUUGUGGCUUCCUAUCAGGAGCUGAUGGUGGAAUGCACUAAGAAAUGGCAACCAGACAAGCUGGUGGUGGUUUGGACACGCAGGAGUCGACGGAAAUCCUCAAAGUCCCACAGCUGGCAGCCUGGCAUCAAAAAUCCCUACAGAGGAGUGGUGGUGUGGCCGGUACCAGAGAACAUAGAGAUCACGGUCACUCUUUUUAAGGACCCCCAUGCAGAGGAGUUUGAAGACAAAGAGUGGACGUUUGUCAUUGAAAAUGAGUCUCCGUCCGGGCGGAGGAAGGCCUUGGCUACCAGCAGUAUAAACAUGAAACAGUACGCCAGUCCAAUGCCAACACAGACAGAUGUCAAGCUCAAGUUCAAGCCCCUGUCGAAGAAGGUGGUGUCGGCCACGCUGCAGUUCUCCCUCUCCUGCAUCUUCCUCCGUGAGGGAAAGGCCACUGACGAGGACAUGCAAAGCCUGGCCAGCCUGAUGAGCAUGAAACAGGCUGACAUCGGCAACCUGGAUGACUUUGAGGAGGAGAACGAGGAGGACGAGGAAAACAGGGUUAACCAGGAGGAGAAGGCGGCCAAGAUCACAGAGAUAGUAAACCAGUUGAAUGCCCUCAGCUGCUUAGAUGGGGAUGAUGAUGAUGAUGAUGGUGUCCUUAUGCGAGCACGCAAAGCAACCGCUAAGCCUGCCGCUUCCUCCCAAGAGCUCAUCAACAAGCUGAACUUCCUGGAAGACGAGGAUCAGGAAGCGCUUCCUGACAUGUGCACAAAUCCCUUCGAUGACCCCAAUGGCGACCUUCAUCAGAACCACCUCAACCCGUUUGGUGAUCCUGACGAGGAAGAGCCCCCUCCCCUGCCCGUCUUAAGGCAGCGGAUUGAUGAGGAUUCCUUCUAUGACCACGACUCCUCGAAUCCGUUCGAUGAGCCGGAAGAACCGGAGACAGAAACACUCCCAGGGAACCCCUUCGAUGAUGCCGACCAGGACAUGGAACUCCAGCCGGACCCAGAACCCCCCAAACCCAGGCCGAGGAAAGGAGUCCGGCCUGUCGACAUGAGCAAGUACUUGUACGCAGACACCUCUCACAACGAGGAGGAGGAGCUUGACGAAUCCAACCCGUUCUAUGAGCCAAGGACAUCGAGCCCCGUGCACCCCCCCGCUGGCGGCCACUCCCUGGAUGUGGGCAGCUGCCAGAAGAGGAGGGCUCCCCCGCCCCCAAGUUCCAGCCCUGGCCUCGGCCCCAGUCCGCCAGCUCCAAACCCCAGCUCUGGCCCAGACAGGGAGAGAGCGCAGCCAGUCGGGCCCAGCCCAGUCGCAGCGGUGAUGGGGAGAGAGCUGGCCUCCGCCUCCCCCAAGCCCAGCCCCGUUCCGAGCCCGGUUCUGGGAGGGAAGCCCAACGCCAGCCAGUCUUUGCUGGUUUGGUGCCGCGAGGUCACCAAGAACUACCGCGGGGUCAAGAUCACCAACUUCACCACCUCCUGGAGGAAUGGGCUGGCCUUCUGCGCCCUGCUGCACCACUUCAGACCUGACGUAAUAGACUACAAGUCACUCAAUCCUCAGGAUAUUAAAGAAAACAACAAAAAGGCGUAUGAUGUUUUUGCAAGCCUGGGUGUCUCCCGUCUCCUGGAGCCGUCAGACAUGGUGCUGCUGGCCAUUCCUGACAAGCUAACAGUGAUGACCUACCUGUACCAGAUCCGCGCCCACUUUUCCGGCGAGGAACUAAACGUGGUGCAGAUCGAGGCCAACAGCAGUCGCAGCACCUACAAGGUGGGCGACUUUGAAACCGACACAAACGCCUCCAUAGGUCAGGACAAGUUCUAUGCUGAACUCAACGACGUGCAGCACCACCAGGCUAACUCUGAGCCCGUUGAUGCGGCUGGUGGUGUUAACACUGAAUCUAAUGGCACUAAAGCCGCUGAGGAAGACGUGAUGGAGCCGGGUUGGAAGGCCGAAGUAGGAGCGGUCAGCUUGCCAGCAGCGGGGCCUUUACAGUCCUCCCCUCCAGUACCAUCGCCACGCACAGCAUUAGCUGCCUCAGCAACAGACUCGACCCACGGGACACCAUCAAGCUCUGAGGACAGGGGGAAUCUGUUCAAAGCCAAAACUUUAGACCUUAGCGAGUUACCACAGAGAGUGGAGAGAGACAUGCAGAAGGACGAGGUGGGAGAGGAGAGAAGGGAGAGAAGUACAGACCCAGGGUCCCCCACCAGGAGAGGGUCCUCCCCGCCCCACCAGAAACUGGGCUUCUCCUAUAACAGGGAUGCUGACCUCAUCAAGAAGAAGAGGGCCAGCCUGCGUCACUCGGAGUCUGAGCCCGCCUCAGACACCAUCUCCCCUCCAGUCUACCACACAGACCCGCCUCCCAAACAGGAACCAACACCUCCCCCUGUAUCAAGUCCCCCUACUGAGAAGAAGGUGCUCUCUCGUCAGGAGGAGCUGAAGGAGAGAGCCAGACUCCUCCUGGAGCAGGCCCGCAGAGAUGCUGCGAUGAAGGCCGGCAACAAAAACGUCCCCAACUCGGCCGUCGCUGCACCAAACAGGGCCACAAACGUCUGCGAUGAGCGGGAUGCAGAGCGGAGGAGACAGCUGAGGGAACGAGCCCGGCAGCUGAUAGCUGAGGCUCGAUCUGGAGUCAAGAUGUCUGACAUGAGCCUGGACGCGUCCAUCACUGAGAGAGGCAAGGGCAGCAAGGCUAGCCCUGCUGGAGAUGUUUUGGAUGGAGUGAGAGGUCAUCGUGAGGAUGACGGAGGUGAUGGUGAGAGGGAUGAGGGGAGGGCUGAGGAAGAGCCGCUCCAUUUUGGUGGUGAUGAUGAUACUGUUGCUGCCACAUCUGCGCUGGUUACUAACCCACUGCCACUGGAGGUCCCUUUUCCAGCCACCUGCAGCACCCACGUACCCCUGGAGCUUACUAACCCCGGCUCUGAGAUAACUUCUCUGGGUUCAAACAGUAAGCAUGUGGAUCUGAAACUGAAGAAGCUGGUGGAGGUCAGCCCAAGAAGAGUCUCCCCUUCAUCCACCUCCUCCUCCUCCUCCUCACCCACUACCUCCUCCACCUCCCCAGUCAGCCCUGCAGAAGGACUAGAGAAUAACGCGGAGGACCUGCGAGCGGAGCGGCUGCGCAGAGCAACAGAGAGGUUGCGUAGCCCGGUGGUCUUCAACAAGGAUUCUGCAGUCAGGAAAACACAGCUGAAGUCCUUCAGCCAGUAUGUGGAGAGCAGACCAGAGGUGAAGAGACAGAGGUCUGUUCCUGAGGAUCUGAAGAAGGCCGAGGAGGACCGAGGCUCACCGACGGACCUCGAUAUUCGCAGACCCUUUGAAGAGGAGAACAACAAGGAGGAGGAGGAGGCCAUGAUGCAGGAGUGGUUCAUGUUGGUCAACAAGAAGAACGCCCUCAUCAGACGACAGAACCAGCUCUCUCUGCUGGAGAAAGAGCACGAUCUGGAGAGACGCUUCGAACUGCUGAACAGAGAGCUGAGAGCCAUGCUGGCCAUAGAGGACUGGCAGAAGACGGAGGCCCAGAAGAGACGAGAGCAGCUGCUGCUGGACGAGCUGGUCAUACUGGUCAACAAGCGAGACGCGCUGGUCAGGGAUCUGGACGCCCAGGAGAAACAGGCCGAGGAGGAGGACGAGCACCUGGAGAGGACGCUGGAGCAGAACAAAGGAAAGAUGGCCAAGAAAGAGGAGAAGUGUGUGCUUCAAUGAUUGUCAUUUCACCAGGAAACACAACCAACAAAUGUAGCCGAUAACAGAAAUGUAUCAUUAUGAUGAUGAAUAUUAUUAUUAUUAUUAUUUGAUAAUGGCUUUCCUAGAUCUUUCUAUCAGUUAUUGGAAUCCUGAUGUGGUUGUUGUUUUGUUCAAAUGAACCGCGGAGACGAACCGAACUACGAGGCCCCGCGAUGCCUUUGCACCGACUUUAUACUGACUCAAACUGUCCCACUUAUAUACAAUAUUUUUUAUUUUAAUUCUCCUUUUCUUUAUCAAGAACGGUACUUGUACGUAAUAUAAAUAUGUCGGAGACGGCAGCAGUGCGGAGCCUGUGUGAUGUUUGCAUGUAGUGAUGCAGCACAGCUUCUGUGUGUGGAGUCAGUCGGAGGUACAGCACAACUGGGUUAAAGUGGGCUCUGCUUUGUGUUUCAUCACGUUCACAACAUUCAGUUGGACUUUUAAAAGAGGUUAUAAUAUCAGUAUUUUCAAGCUACUUCAUUACUUGACUGUGUUUCUUUUAAUUAUUUCAUUUUUAGAGUUUUUACUUGAAUAAUAUCUUAAAGGGGGAUUCAUAAAUCUUGCAUUAACUUUCCUAUUGCUUUUUUUUUUUUAUUGUCUUGGCUUGAAAGCAGUUUACCAAAAGAAAGGUCAUGUUUAUAAAAAACAAAACAAACAAAAAGACUCUCAUGUUGUAUAUUUUCCAUCACUGCUCUGCAUCCAAAAUCCUCUUCAGUCAAAAACAAAAAAAUAUAUAUAUUAUUUAUUGCCGUUUGUCAUUUUAAGCUGCUUGUAAGUGAAUCAUCACGUUUCAUGUGCAUUUUUGCUCAACAACUUCUGGUUUCUAUUUAUUGUAUUCUGAAGAAGAGAAAUAUGCUUCCACGUGCAUCACUUAGAGCUCCACAUCUGUUUACGUGUUGAACAUUUAUCUGUUUAUUUAUUCCAGUGUCAUAACCCAAGUCUUCAAUAAUAAAGUCCUUAUGAUUUCAUACUCCA
This is a messenger RNA of Cottoperca gobio, 5497 nucleotides long. It is a transcript of the gene ehbp1, whose product is annotated as EH domain binding protein 1. The record is from RefSeq and is a predicted model, not a curated record. Gene Ontology annotation, molecular function: protein binding. NCBI's taxonomy places the organism in Eukaryota, Metazoa, Chordata, Actinopteri, Perciformes, Bovichtidae.